This is a messenger RNA of Oncorhynchus nerka (sockeye salmon), 1561 nucleotides long. Its product is annotated as sulfotransferase 6B1-like. Gene Ontology annotation, molecular function: sulfotransferase activity. The record is from RefSeq and is a predicted model, not a curated record. Gene Ontology annotation, biological process: sulfation. Gene Ontology annotation, cellular component: cytoplasm. The coding region runs from base 157 to 1059 and encodes 300 amino acids. Lineage: Eukaryota; Metazoa; Chordata; Actinopteri; Salmoniformes; Salmonidae. The transcript has 7 exons.
UACUCACUCUCACACACACAACCACAUUCACACACAUGCACACACACACCCACACUCAUACACAGAGUGGAGCUUGUGGCAGUCCAGCUGAACAAAUACACUGGAGGUGUAAACUGAAAAGAUUCACGCUUGAGAUUUUCUACGGGAUUAUCCAAAAUGAGCAGUUCUUUCUCAGCCAAAAUCCAGUCCAAAAUGGAACUGGCUAAAGAUAUGAAGGAGGAGGAUAAGUUGUACAGAUAUAACGGAGUGCUGUACCCUGUCCUCAUGAGUCCAGAGGAGAACCUGAAGGCUAUGGAGAGGCUGGAAGCAAGAGCAGAUGAUGUCAUGUUAGUUGCAUAUCCCAAAUGUGGUUUUAAUUGGAUGGUGGCGGUGCUGCGUAAAAUAAUAGCACAAGCAACUGGUGAAACAGCAGAGUCCAAAUUCCCUCCAUUGAUGGAGUUCUUUGGGACCGAUAUGCUCCAGGUUUUUCACCAAGCACCGUCCCCUAGAUUUCUGGGGACACACAUGCACCCAGAUAACAUUCCUGAAUCCUUCACCACAAAGAAAACAAAGAUGCUGGUGAUAUUCAGGAACCCGAAAGACACAGUGGUCUCCUUUUAUCACUUCUCAAACAAGAACCCAGUGCUACCCACUGCAAAGUCCUGGGACUGCUUCUUCUCAGAGUUUAUGAGUGGAAAAGUUCCCUGGGGUUCAUAUUUUGACCAUGUACUUGGCUGGGAGAGGAGAAUAGCUGACCCUAACGUGAUGAUCGUCACCUUUGAGGAGUUAAAACAGGACCUGAGUGACGGUGUGCGAAGGGUCUCUGAGUUCUUUGGUUUCAGUCUCAGUGAUGCCCAGGUCCAGACCAUCGCAGAGGAGAGCACCUUCAAUGCUAUGAAGGAGAGCUCCAAGACCUCACACGGCCAGAUGGGCAACGUCUUCUUCAGGAAAGGUGAAGUAGGGGACUGGAAGAACCAUUUCACCCUAGCCCAAAGCCAGGAGAUGGACACAGCAUUCAAGAAGCACCUGGCAGGGACAACACUGGGGGCCAAACUAAAGUAUGACCUGUACUGCAAGUAGACAGCAGACUGGACAAACACUUACUGAGCUGAGACAGGAUACAAGGGAAACACUGACAGGGAAGUUCAACUCCAACAGGCAGGCUGGUAUGCAGUAGCUAAACUGACAUUCACAAUGAGGUAUUUGGUGGUGCAACACUUGUUACUACAGAAACACUUUAUUCCACUUGGCUAUCCUACACUGGAGCCAUUGAAGGGCAUUUUUGUGAAAGUGUGACAUGAGAAGAGUGGAGACUGGUGGGAGGAGCUAGAGUGGGAUGGGUUCCUUGUAAUGGUUGGAAUGGAUUAUAUGUAACAAAGUCAAACAUGGUUUCCAUAUGUUUGAUACUGUUCCAUUAAUUCCAUUCCAGCCUUUACAAUGAGCCUGUAAUCUAUAGCUCCUCCCACCAGACUCCACUGCAUGAGAAAAAGUAGACACGACAAUGAGACUUCAUGAUAGAUUUCUUUACCUUGUAAUCCUUGUUUUUAUAUCACUGUUUGUAGAUUAAAGUUGGUUAAUUGAU